AUUUUACAUAUAUACCGUGACAGCCGACUAUACAAAGAUCAUUUUGUUAACGUAGAUUGCAAUCUGCGGAAAGAUUUUCUCCUUUCGCGGAAAUGUGAAUUAGAUAUCUGCUAUUACAUUAUAGUGUUUGUGACAACUGAAGUAUUCGUUUCAUAGUGAUUCAUACAAAAUGGCUCUGUUAACGCCAUACUGGGGACUGGAUGGCAUCCUCAUCCUAUCGUCCCUAAUGAUUUCCGCUUAUCUGUUCGUGACUCGGAAAUUCAACUACUGGUCGAAACGAGGCGUGAAAGAGCUUGCACCUACGCCCUUCGUAGGCAACUUCAUGGACUGUAUUCUGUCAAGAACAUCAGCCUCGGAAUUUGUCAGGGACCUAUACAAUCACGCCAAAGAUGUACCUUAUUUGGGAUUCUACAUCUUUGACAAACCUUACCUCUUAGUUCGCGAUCCAGAACUCGUGAAGCACGUCCUAGUGAAGGACUUCAACUAUUUCGCUGAUAGAUACGCAAGUGCAGAUAGGAAAAAUGAUCGUCUUGGAUACGCAAAUGUGUUCAUGAUGAAAAAUCCAGAAUGGAAAUCUCUCAGAACAAAAUUAACGCCGAUUUUUACCUCGGGCAAGUUGAAGAAAAUGUUCGAGUUGAUGCUGGCGGUCGCUGACGAUCUUGCGAAGUAUCUCGAUUCGAUUCAUUUGGAGGGCGAUGGAAAAGUAGUCGAGUUCAAGGAUAUUUGCGCGAACUUCACUACCGAUAUGAUCGGUAGCACUGCGUUUGGCUUAAAAGUUGAUUCGUUGCAAAAUCCAAAAGCACCGUUCCGUGAAUGUGGCAGGAAGGUCUUCGAUUAUGAUUUCUAUCGCAACAUGGAAUUCCUCACUAUAUUCUUCUUCCCUGGAUUAGUCAAGUAUCUUAAACCGAAGUUCUUUGGAAAAAAACCGACUAAGUUCCUUCGAUCUCUUUUCUGGGAUGUGAUUGAACAACGAGUCGAUUCCGGUCAAAAGAGGAACGAUCUCAUCGAUGUCCUGAUCGAGAUGAGGGAGAAAUACAAGAACGAUGAAAGUCUGAAGGAUUACAAAUUCGAGGGUGACGAUUUAGUAUCACAAGCGGCCAUAUUUUUUACUGGUGGUUUCGAAACAUCUUCUACUACCAUGUCUUUCACACUGCACGAACUUGCAAUGAACCAAGAUGUACAGAAGACACUUAGAGCAGAGAUUCACAUNGCUCUGGCGAAAAGUGAUGGCAAAAUCACAUACGAUAUGCUUAUGACGUUACCAUAUCUCGAUAUGGUUAUCUCGGAAACUCUUCGUAAAUAUCCACCUCUAGCAUUCUUGGAUCGAGUCACUCUUGCCGAUUACAAAAUGCCUAAUUCCGAUCUGGUGCUAGAGAAAGGUACCCCGAUAUUCAUUUCGAUGAUGGGUUCGCACUAUGAUCCGCAGUACUUCCCAAAUCCGGAAAAAUACGAUCCACUCAGAUUCACCGAGGAAGCCAAAAGUUCUAGGCCAAAUUUCGUCUACUUUCCCUUUGGUGAGGGACCCCACAUCUGCAUUGGUAUGCGAUUGGGACUCAUGCAAUCCAAACUUGGAGUCGUACAAGUAUUGAAGGACUACGAAGUUUCGCCUUGUAAAAAAACCAAAACUCCAGUGGUCCUGGAUCCCAAAGCACUCACCACGACAGCUUUAGGAGGAUUAUAUCUCAACAUUCGAAAAAUUACCACUGCUGCCGGUUAAACGAAGCUAAAGCUUUACGAAUCGCGUUAUGAAUUCCAAUUUUCUGCUUUGCUUGUGAUAAUUUAUAUAUAUUUUACUAUUGGCGAAGCACAACGAAUGUCAUAGCAAUUUCUUUCUCGGGAGAAAUGAAUAUUUAGAUAUCAAAUAUAUUUUAAAAUCGUAAUCCUAAGUACUUGAAAAUUGUGAUUUCAAGUAUGUGAAAAUAACGAAACUGAUUUAGUAUUAAAUAAUAUUAAAUAAUACAAAAUCUUGUUUCUGUAGAUCUUUUGUAUCGUGAUGUAUCGGAAGGAAGCAUAUUGCAUGCAGAGGAAAUAGAGUUCUCUUUCACUUACGUUGUCACGUACAUGUAUUUGUUUAAUUCAGUUAUUUUCACUUACAAACCAAAAUAAUCCCGUAGGCCGCCACGUGACCAGUGCAUAAUCACUAAUUAAUUUACAAUAAGACGUCGAAUAACUUUGUAAUUAAAAAUUUCCAUAAUUUCUAUUACAAUUUAAAAUUUCUGAUCAUAGUUGAUUAUACAAUUAUCAGUUGACCUAUAAUUUUAAAAUUUAUUCGCAAAAUAUGACUGAUUUGAUUAUUACACUGUAUAUCAUGAUGCAGCAGAAUAAUACUGAAUCAUUGCAGCUUGCACUUUAUAACAUUUUAGUGACAACGCUUCUUCAAUUGUCCAUAAAGUCGUUGCUUAUAAUAAAGGGUAUAGUGCAUGUUUAGGAUAUGCACUUUAGGUAGCUUUACUCUAGGUUACGCUGCGAAAUGAUAAGAAAUAUCUGCGUGUAAUUAUAGCUUACUGACACAUUUACAACUCAAACCUUUGUCACGAAAGAUAGCUUUUUGCUUUAGAGCGACGGUGUGAAAAGACCGGUUUGUACCAUCUGUAAUUAAAUAUAUAAGACAAAAUUAAACAUUACCGGUCAUACGCUGAGAUAAGUUAGAAUUACAGAGGAUGACUGGUAAAUUUGAAAACGGAAUGCAAUCUAACAGAAGUCUAUCUCCUUUGCCUACGACUAGUUGAGAAGAAACUGAUUGAAUGUGAAAAAAUAUUUAAUAACACACUGCACGGCAUUAUUUACUAGACAUAUUAAUUAGGUACAGUUCACUAUAAUCUACUAUCAGAUCAAUUGAUAUAAUUUGUGAUUAUUAGUCAAAUGGAAUUCCACUGUGGCAUAUAUUACCGAAUAAAUGACUGUUACCAAGUUAA
Bombus pyrosoma is the source of this 2915-nucleotide messenger RNA. Its product is annotated as cytochrome P450 6k1-like. The record is from RefSeq and is a predicted model, not a curated record. Gene Ontology annotation, molecular function: iron ion binding; oxidoreductase activity, acting on paired donors, with incorporation or reduction of molecular oxygen; monooxygenase activity. Lineage: Eukaryota; Metazoa; Arthropoda; Insecta; Hymenoptera; Apidae.